AUGAAUCCGGCCGGUGUGUGUGGUUCGAACCCGAUCUCUGCCUCUCGACUUCCCCUUUCUAGGCUUGGGCAACCUGGCAGUAUCCCAGCCCUCGUGCAACCUUCGGGUGGCAUGGCAGUUAGGCACCGGAAGGGUGCUACAGCUGAACGAGACGUGUGUAUCUUAUUAGAAGAAUAUUGUACAAGUUGA
This is a messenger RNA of Opisthorchis viverrini, 189 nucleotides long. RefSeq lists its product as hypothetical. Lineage: Eukaryota; Metazoa; Platyhelminthes; Trematoda; Opisthorchiida; Opisthorchiidae. The coding region runs from base 1 to 189 and encodes 62 amino acids. The transcript is spliced from 2 exons. The record is from RefSeq and is a predicted model, not a curated record.